UUUUCCCAGAAAAAAGCACAAGUUAUUUUGCUCCCCACUCAACCACCGUAUUUGCUGUGGAUAUGGUGGAGAUUGAGAUAUAGCUUGGAAGCUUGAAAUGAUGACAGAAGCCAACAGUUGUCGCCAGUGAAUAAAAACUAUAUAUUUUGGAAUAGAGAAGCUUUGAUAUUGCUUAGUCUACAGAAUCAAUAAUUGGUUCCCUUGCCCUUAUUUUGUAAGAAUAUUAUCAUCUUUGAGGGCCCUUCUUUAUACUAUAUAAGGGCUCUUCAUUUCACAAAAAAAUUUCAUAAUCAAUUCAAGAACUUUUCAGCUCUUAGAGUUCAAGAACUUUUUUGAACUCAUUUUUACACAAGUAGCUCUUUUUGAAAGUAACUUGCUGAAUUAUACACUGUGAUUAUGGCAAUCGAGAUUGAAAAACCUGCUGUGGGUUUAUCAAAAGUUGCAGUUUCAGAUACACAUGGAGAAGAUUCACCAUAUUUUGCAGGGUGGAAGGCAUAUGAUGAAGACCCUUAUGAUGAAUUAAAAAAUCCUUCUGGAGUUAUUCAGAUGGGACUUGCUGAAAAUCAAGUUUCAUUUGAUUUGCUAGAACAGUACUUGGAAAAACAUUCAGAAGCAACAAACUGGGGAAAUAGAACUUCUGGCUUUAGAGAUAACGCUUUAUUUCAAGAUUAUCAUGGACUUCAAUCUUUCAGAAAGGCAAUGGCUUGCUUUAUGGAACAAAUAAGAGGAGGAAGAGCAAAAUUCAAUGCUGAUAGAUUUGUUAUAACAGCCGGUGCAACCGCAGCUAAUGAGCUAUUGACUUUCAUUCUGGCUGAUCCUGGAGAUGCCUUGCUUAUUCCUACUCCAUACUAUCCAGGGUUUGACAGAGACUUAAGUUGGAGAACAGGUGUUAAGAUAGUUCCAGUUCAUUGUGAUAGUUCAAAUAAUUUUGAGAUCACUCCUCAAGCUUUAGAUGCAGCAUAUAAUGAAGCUGAAUCACAUAACAUCAAAGUUAAAGGAGUUCUCAUAACGAAUCCAUCGAAUCCACUUGGAGCAACCAUAAAAAGAUCCACCCUUGAAGAGAUUCUUGAAUUCGUUACGCGUAAAAACAUUCAUCUUGUUUCGGAUGAAAUCUAUUCGGGAUCAACAUUUUCUGGUGAAGAAUUUGUGAGUGUCGCAGAAGUCCUUGAAUCCUGGGAUUACAAAGAAUCCGAUAGAGUUCACAUUGUUUAUAGCCUGUCGAAAGAUUUAGGCCUUCCGGGGUUCAGAGUUGGGACCAUAUAUUCAUACAAUGAUAAAGUCGUUACAACUGCAAGAAGAAUGUCGAGUUUCACUUUGAUUUCUUCUCAAACACAGCAGCUUUUGGCUUCAAUGCUUUCCGACAAAACAUUUACGGAAAAUUACAUAAAGACGAAUCGCGAAAGACUCAAGAAAAGGUACCAAAUGAUUAUUGAUGGGUUGAGAAAUUCCGGGAUCGAAUGUUUGAAGGGAAAUGCAGGAUUAUUUUGCUGGAUGAAUUUAAGUCCAUUAUUGGAGGAGCCUACAAAGGAAAGUGAAUUAACUUUAUGGAAAUCAAUGCUGCAUGAAGUGAAGUUAAAUAUAUCUCCAGGAUCUUCUUGCCAUUGUUCCGACCCUGGUUGGUUCCGAGUUUGCUUCGCGAAUAUGAGUGAGCAGACACUAAAAGUUGCACUCACAAGAAUACAUGAUUUUAUGGAUGGAAGAAAAGCUAUGAAGACAUCACCAGAUUUCUCUUCAUAUUGAUUCUUUUUCUUUUUCCUUUUUGUAUUCAGUUUUGGUUAAAUCUCUAGCUUGAUUCUUAAAGUGGCAAAACAUAUUCUAAGAAUUCGUUUGUCAACAUAUUGUUUUUGGGGUAUUUAAUUAUUAAGUUUCUUCGAAAUGUCUGAUCAGUUUGGUUAGAGAACAAAUGCCACAAGUUUUCUAUUC
Molecule: messenger RNA, 1923 nt
Organism: Olea europaea var. sylvestris
Lineage: Eukaryota; Viridiplantae; Streptophyta; Magnoliopsida; Lamiales; Oleaceae
Product: 1-aminocyclopropane-1-carboxylate synthase 7-like
Exons: 4
Coding region: 397-1740 (447 amino acids)
Biological process (GO): biosynthetic process; amino acid metabolic process
Molecular function (GO): pyridoxal phosphate binding; transaminase activity
Source: RefSeq, a predicted model, not a curated record